AUGUCGCUCGCCACCAGUGAUACACCUGUCCUACCGCACCCAACAAAUACUUUCACGAUCAAAGUUGGGCUUAUAGGGGAUGCGCAGGUGGGUAAGACGUCGCUAAUGGUAAAAUACGUCGAGAACGUGUUCGACGAGGAAUACACGCAGACGCUUGGCGUCAAUUGUCUGGACAAGAAGAUAAGACUUGGGUCUGCAGAUAUCUUGUUCUAUAUUAUGGAUCUUGGGGGACAGCGAGAAUUCAUUAACAUGCUUCCGCUCGCGUCAGAGGGAGCCAAAGCAAUCAUCUUUUUAUUUGAUCUGACACGACCCGAAACAUUGAAAUCUAUCAAGGAAUGGCAUCGACAGGCCACAGGCUUCAACGAGAACGCUGUGCCACUACUAGUGGGCACCAAAUACGACCUGUUCGUGAACAUGGACCCUGAGUAUCAGGUGCAGGUCUCUAAGCAGAGCAUGCGAUACGCGCAGGUCAUGGACGCACCUCUGAUAUUUUGCUCCACCUCGCACUCGAUCAACGUGCAGCGCAUUUUCAAGAUCAUAAUUGCAAAGAUUUACAAUCUCACAAUGCGUGCGUCUGAGAUUAAACAGAUAGGAGACCCACUGUUAAUCUAUAAGUAUCUGGGUAAUUCGCGUAGAAGAUCACCUUCUUCAUAA
This is a messenger RNA of Lachancea fermentati, 654 nucleotides long. Lineage: Eukaryota; Fungi; Ascomycota; Saccharomycetes; Saccharomycetales; Saccharomycetaceae. The record is from the annotation of a GenBank genome assembly.